Molecule: messenger RNA, 2948 nt
Organism: Macroventuria anomochaeta
Lineage: Eukaryota; Fungi; Ascomycota; Dothideomycetes; Pleosporales; Didymellaceae
Product: root hair defective 3 GTP-binding protein
Exons: 4
Coding region: 162-2813 (883 amino acids)
Biological process (GO): endoplasmic reticulum membrane fusion
Cellular component (GO): endoplasmic reticulum
Molecular function (GO): GTP binding; GTPase activity
Source: RefSeq, a predicted model, not a curated record
AGAGCGUAACCCUGUACGCCUAAGCGAGCAUCCUAGCAACGAAUCAUCGACGGGCGCCCUUAACAUCCCCUUGCCCUGUGACAUCAACGGCCACCUUUCUCCUUACCACCAAGAUAUUCUUCCCGCACACGUGCAGCUGCCCACGGCUGUACCAAUCAAUCAUGGCCUCUGAUAAUCCCAAGGUCAACGGGACCCGACCGGGCAAUGUUCGACAUCCCACCGCUCCGGGCAUGAUGAUGAACGCUCAUUUUGCGAACGUUGGCGAGGACGCCAGCAAGGAGGCGUACGAACACGGCGUCCAGGUUGUUGACGAGGACAAGGCCUUCAACCCAAAUGUCUCUAAAUACCUCAACAUCGAGCAUGUUAUCCCAGCAGGCUUCAACUACCACCUUAUCGCUGUAUUCGGUUCGCAGUCCACGGGCAAGUCGACCCUCCUCAACUACCUCUUCGGCACACAGUUUGGUGUCAUGUCAGAGCAAGAGCGCCGCCAGACCACGAAGGGAAUAUGGAUGAGCAAGAACAAGCGUGAAGCGGGUGGCUCGGCCAUGGCAGAGAACAUUCUGGUCAUGGACGUGGAGGGUACUGACGGACGGGAGCGAGGAGAGGACCAGGACUUUGAGCGCAAGAGUGCCCUCUUUGCGCUUGCGACAAGUGAGGUCCUGAUAGUCAACAUUUGGGAGCACCAGGUCGGACUGUACCAGGGUGCGAACAUGGGUCUGCUGAAGACGGUGUUUGAGGUCAACUUGCAGUUGUUCGUCAAGGACAGCAGGACCAUUCCCAAAUCCCUCCUAUUCUUCGUCAUCCGUGACCACCUCGGCACAACACCCCUCAAGAACCUACAGAAUACUCUCAUCCAGGACCUCUCGAAACUGUGGUCGGCGAUAUCAAAACCUGCUGGCCUCGAAAACUCGCGCAUCGAGGACUACUUUGAUUUCACAUUCGUCGCUCUGCCCCAUAAGAUUUUACAACCGGAGAAGUUCGAGGAAGCAGUCAACAAGCUGAGCCUCCGCUUCAGGGAAGGAUACAAUGACCCCAAGAAGAGUGGUCUCCUCGAGGAGGCGGAGCUGCCCGUAUUCCUUCCCCAAUACCACCGCCGAAUCCCCGCAGACGGGUUCCCCGCAUACGCCGAAGGCAUCUGGGAUCAGAUUGUACACAACAAGGACCUCGACCUGCCCACACAACAAGAGCUUCUUGCACAAUUCAGGUGUGAUGAGAUAGCAAGAGAAGUUCUGGUGGCGUUUGACGAGAAGAUCACGCCACUCGAGGACAAGCAGGCGGAGGAUGCGAGGAUAGGACAGCCUUCAAUCAUCCCAGAUCUUGGUCCUAUCAUGAAUGCAGCACGAGCGCUUGUUUUCAAGGACUUCGACACGAACGCGAGCCGCUACCACAAGGGCGUUUAUAAGAGAAAGCUAUCAGAGUUAGAGGGCAAGGUCGACACAAGGUUGAAGGCUCUCAGCCAGAAACAGAUCAGCGCCGCACACAAGUCAGGUAUCGACGACUUCAGCAAUGCUGUCAGCACAGCAGUGAAGCUUGGCCAGAAGAAGGGAGGUUCAUACGACUUCGCUCAGAUCGUCGACUCGGAGAAGAAGAAGGCUCUGGCCAAAUUCGAGGAGGAUGCCAACUCAAUCGCCAUUCAAGGCGCAUCCUGGAGCGACGCCACACAUCAGCUUGCGCUGUACCGGAAAGAGUUGGAUGAGGUGUCAGGUCGUCUGCGCAAGGAGGAGAUGAGGCGGUUGGCCACACGGAUAGAGCGCUGGGUACGAACUCGCCUGGACGAGUCAAUUGGCCUCGAAUUCAACAAGCUCGGAUCUGGGCGAGGUGGUUCCGGCGCGCCUGAACACGGAGAGAAGCCAGCGACCGAGAAGGACUUGUGGGAUCGCGUAUGGGCGAUCUUCACAGAUACAGUAUCGAGCGCAGAGAAGCGCUUCACCGACCGCGCACAAAGCUUCGACGCUAGUCCUGAUGAAGUUGAAGUUGGCUUGUGGAGGUUGCGCCGCAAGUCGUGGGGUGUUCUCCGUGCCAAGCUCGACGAAGAGGUCAUGGAGGGGAACAUCUUGCUUAAGCUGAGAGAAAACUUCGAGGACAAGUUCCGUUACGACGAGCAUGGUGUCCCAAGAAUAUGGCGGCCCACCGAUGACAUCGAGGGCGUCUACACAAGGGCCCGCGAAUCGACUAUCACCCUCAUCCCGCUUCUCGCUCGCUUCAAACUCGCGAAGACAUCGUCACCGCCGCCACUCGAUGCAUGGAUCGGCGACGCGCCUGCAUCUGUCUCACCCGCCGACGAAGACGAUUUGGCACCAAUUGGCGGUCUUGAUGAUGAUGAGGGUAAGACUCUGGAAGAGGAGAUGGUCGUACUAUCGGACAGCAAGCAAGCUGAUCUGCUUGUGCGCUUCAAGAAGACGGCAGACGGUGUUUACGUAGAAGCAAAACGCAGUGCUAUCGGUGGUAUGACGCAAGUGCCACUGUACUUCUACGGACUGCUGCUUGCACUGGGUUGGAACGAAAUAGUAGCCGUUCUGCGCAACCCUGUAUACUUCAUCUUCCUCAUCCUCGCCGCGGUCGGCGCAUAUGUCACAUACACCCUCAAUCUCUGGGGCCCUAUGGCUCGCAUGACCAACGCCGCAACAGCGCAGGCUCUCGACAUUGGCAAAGAACGUCUUCGCGAGUUCCUCGAGACUAGCGAGUCGGGUAGGAGGGCUAUGGCGCAGAGUGGCCUGGACAACAGCACGCGCUCGCGAGACGAGGGCGUGAGGAUGGACAGGCUGAAUGCGAACGGGAAGAAGCAUGAUGAUGAGGACUCUGAUGAUAUUUGAUGUGCUGAUGAUAGACGUCUAUGGGUUCUGCUUGUUUGGGUAUGUGUAUGCUAUUGAUGAUGCGGGAAGGGUGGUAUUCUUAGAUUCCUAGAGGGGGCCUGAGGCCUUGGUAAUGAAACAAGUUCAACAAAAGAA